Messenger RNA from Gongylonema pulchrum, 309 nucleotides. The record is from the annotation of a GenBank genome assembly. NCBI's taxonomy places the organism in Eukaryota, Metazoa, Nematoda, Chromadorea, Rhabditida, Gongylonematidae.
AUUGCUUUGCAAGUUGGAACUACGAUUUUCAUAUGUUGUAUUGAUGACGUGGCAGCGGAUCUGGUAGCAAUUCGGUUGGAUGGUGGUGGUGGGUUAAUGGCACCAAAAACGAAAUACGUUAUAGUUCAGCUGGCAAGCGUUGUAUCUGGCAGUACGAGGAUAUGGAUACGAGAACGAGCAGCGGACAAAUUUCGUGGAAUUUUUUACGAUCCAGCCGUUGGACGAGAAGUAUUGUUUGAGGAGAAGCAAAAAGUGAAGGGGAAAGCUGCAUUACCGGAUCGUGUCAAACAAAAUUUCAAUCUCACAUAA